UAUUCGGCCCUGCAUACGUAUUUUUAGAGUUAUAAAAUCGUGUUCUAAACUAAUCUGACCAUUUUUAGCUUUUAAUAAUAUAAUAUACAACCGGGCCUCCAGACCACUUUAGUCCAUGGGAUUUCGGGAAAAGUGUCUUGACGACGCGACAGGUCUACCGCGCAUCUACGCUACUGCGUACUAUAAAUAUUUUUCGGUAAUUGAUGUAUUGAUGUUCAGUUUUAUUCGAUCAUUUCUAACCUCAUCCUGUCGUCGACCAUUUUAAGAGUGCAUCUACUCUAGUAUACUCUACUGAGUCUACUCAUUUACUCUGCGUCUCUAGCCUCGGCUCUACUAUUUACUUACCUCAAGUAAUUCAAUAUUUUUUAAUGACAAAAAAGGAUCAAUAAUUAAAAUGGAUACAACAAUAAAAGAAACCUCUAACAACAAUCAGACUAAUACUACAACAACUGAAGAUAGCUCGGACAGAAUAUUUAAUGAUGAUAUUGAGAAGCCAAAAAUAUCAUCCAGUACAUUAAUACAAAUUAAAAUGAAAACAAAUUUUAGUGAAAAUGCUUUUGACAUCGUUAUAAAUAAUAUCAAGGCAGAAAAUUCUUCUCUUUUUAAUGACGAAAAUAGUGAUUCAGAAGAUCCUAUCAAUAUACCUUCUAAACCUAUUGACACUAAAGAUAAAAAUCAACAACUAAAAGUAAUGUGUAAUGUAGCUUCUACAUUUAAUGAAAAGGAUGUAAAUAUUUCUAAAUCAAAUUCACAGGUACUUACAGAUCCAGAUCCAGAAUUAGUUGAGAGUAAAAUUACAAGGAUGCGUAGAAGUUCUGGUUCAACUGCAAUAACGCAGUUAUCAUCUAAAUCAACACCACAUAUUUGCCAAAAAUGUUGUUUAUGGUGUAAGAAAGCUUUUAGAGUACUUGACAAUCCUUUUCAUAUUAGUCAGUUUCGAAACAUUGACAAACAAAAUGAAUAUUUACAAAUUGAACCAACGUUAACUAUUGAUUCAUGCCUCUGUGAAUAUUGUUGGAAAUUUCUGGGAAAAACUUAUAGAUCCAAUAUGGCUGAAAAAAAAGCAAACAAUUCUGAAUCAUUUUUAGAAAAAAGGGCUAAACUGUUAGAACGAUAUCCUAAAAAAAAUACAUCCAAAAAUAAAUCUCAGUCAAGAAGAUGUUCAAUGUAUCGUUGCUCUAAAUAUCAUGUCCAUAAAGUGUCUGUAGAACAAUAUAAAACAAUUACACAAAUAUUAUCAACAUAUGAAUUUUAUAAUUUUGUUUUUGUCUCUUCUCUGAAAACAACUCCAGACUAUUUGAAGUAUCCCUUUUGUCUUUGCAGUGAAGAUUUAGCCAUAAUUAUUGUAAUAUCACAAUGUCAAAUAUGUGGUGAAAAUCUAAAAGAACCUUUCAACACUGAUGACUGGUUAAUGUAUGAUUCAUGGAAUUUGAAAUUGAUUAACAAUAAAAUUCCUUUAAUACUGCAAUCUGGUAUGUUCCUAUGUGUGACUUGUAAAAAACACCUUUCUACAGAAAGUGGUGCUUUUCCGUCUGUUUUCUUGCCAAAAUUAUUGAAUCAUAUCGACUUAAUGAAAUUACUGCGCUUAAAAGUUUUUGGACCACCACCAUAUAACUUAUUUAAUAUAUGUCAAGAUUUAACAUAUGUAGCAUCUCCUAUUGUUGUUCCUAAUAUGAUAAAACAAGAGAAACAAGAACAUGAUCAUUCAGAAAUAAAAGUUAGUUUUUCUAAUCCAUUGAUUACUGCAACUUAUCAUUUUGAAUAUGGCGAUGAUGAAAAUAAUACAGAAUCAAUAACAAGCACUGCAUUUUUUACACCAAAAUUAAAACCAAUAAAUGAAGAAUUUAAUCCUGUAAAACUUGAAGAAGAAAAUGUUCAAACUUGUAUAGCUAAUACAGACUCUAAUAUGAGUGGUACUGAAAUAACAAACUCAUUAAUUAAGAGCGUUGAUGAUAUAAAACCUGAAAUCUUACCUGAUCAAAAUUCUUCAGAAAAUUUAUCUGAAAAUAAUGCCUUUGAUGAUUUUUCUGAUAUUUCAACGAAUCAUGUUGUAACUACCAAUAUGGGUUAUAAUAAAGAUUUGGUACAAUUUCAUGUUAAAAAUCAAUUGAAAAAUUAUGAAGACACAAUAUGUAAAAGUGAAAAGAUUAAUCAAUAUUCAGGAAUUAUAAAUGUUAAUUCAUUUCAAAAUGAAUAUCAAGUUGAAAAUUUAGAAAUUGGUGAAAAGAAAUCAGAUUUUAUUGAUACAUAUUCGUGCCAAGUUAGUAAUAAACACAGAAAAAUAGCAAAUAAUCAAAGUAAGUUAAAAAUUACUGAUGUUUAUUCUGAACAAGAAACUAUAUGUAGUGCUGACCAACAUAAAAAUAGCACAGAUCUUGAAGAUAAUCAGUGUAUGAAUGUACUAAAUACAAUUAAUGAGCCACCUAAAGCCAUAGUUAAUCCUGUUUCGUUAAAGAGAAAAUGUACAAUUUCAAAUGAAAGUGUGAAAAAACAAAGACUGAAUGAAACCAACAGUUCCUAUGACAAUGAUUCCACAGGCAAUAAUACUUCCAGCAAUAAAAAUACUGCUCAUCUAAGUACAAAUUCAUCAUGUAUUUUGAAUACAAGUUCUGAUUAUAAGGAUAAACAUGUCCUAAAUUCUGACUUUAUUGGUGUUCAAGAUCUCCCAAGUAAUGUUGAUGAAGUAUUAUUAAUGCAACAUAGUAAUUCAAUGAAUACUAAUGUAGUAAAAACUGUUCUAUUAGACGAAGAUACAUCUGAUAUUGAAUCCUUCUCUUUAACAGAUUAUUCUGAAAGUAUAAUAUCUGAUACUAUUUUAUCAGAUUGUGAAGUGUUUUCUGAAAGUGAAUAUUCUCCUAAUACUUCAGAUCUAGAAGUAGAAGAAACAGAUUUUUUGGUUAUUUUGAAUAAUUUUGGAAUUAAAACAGGUAAUAGAUGUAUACCUGAUGGUAAAAAAUCAUCAGAUAGUAAAAUUUCGUCAAUUGAUAAAAAGGUAAUAGAAUUUAAAAAAAAUACACAUCUAUUAGAUAAACUAAAAGAUAUAAAUUGGGAAGUUGUGUGGUCUGAUAGUGAUUCUUCACUAGAUGAGUCUGAAUGUAUGGAUGAAAAAACAAUAGCUGAUGAUGAAAUUAAACCAAUAUCUGAUGACAAAGAAUCCCAAUGUAUAAUUAUAUCUGAUAAUGAAGAGGAGUUCAAAAAAAAAUCUACCUGCAAUAUUAUGUCUGAGAAAAAGAAUGCUAGAAUAGAAUGUGUGAUUAUAUCUGAUGAUGAAACUGAACCACUGCCUAAUGACAAGGAAUGCCAAUCUAUGAUUAUAUCAGAUGAUGAAGAGGAAUUAAAAAAAAAAUCUACCUGCAAUAUUAUGUCUGAGAAAAAGAAUGCUAGAAUAGAAUGUAUGAUUAUAUCUGAUGAUGAAACUGAACCACUGCCUAAUGACAAGGAAUGCCAAUCUAUGAUUAUAUCAGAUGAUGAAGAGGAAUUAAAAAAAAAAUCUACCUGCAAUAUUAUGUCUGAGAAAAAGAAUGCUAGAAUUGAAUGUAUGAUUAUAUCUGAUAAUGAAACUGAACCACUGCCUAAUGACAAGGAAUGCCAAUCUAUGAUUAUAUCAGAUGAUGAAGAGGAAUUCAAAAAAAAAUCUACCUGCAAUAUUAUGUCUGAGAAAAGGAAUGCUAGAAUAGAGUGUAUGAUUAUAUCUGAUGAUGAAACUGAACCACUGCCCAAUGACAAGGAAUGCCAAUCUAUGAUUAUAUCAGAUGAUGAAGAGGAAUUCAAAAAAAAAUCUACCUGCAAUAUUAUGUCUGAGAAAAAGAAUGCUAGAAUUGAAUGUAUGUUUAUAUCUGAUAAUGAAGAGGAAUUCGAUAAUAGAAUAUUAUCUACCUGCUGCAACAAGAAUAAGAUUGAUAGAAUAGAGUGUAUAAUAACUGCUGAUGGAAUUAAAUCACUGUCUGGUAUUAAAAAAUCCCAGCCUAUAAUUAUAUCUGAUAGUGAAGAAGAAUUCAAUAAUAUAAAAGUAUCAGAUAUUAUAACAAUAUCAGACAGUAAAAAUAUAGUUAAUCCACAAGCUUUAAAAACAUUUAAUACUAAUAAUUCAAUAAUUAAGUCUGGCUAUUUUGAAUUUCCAUGUUUAGAAAAUGUUGGUGAAUAUGGUGAUAAUGAACCUGACAAUCCACAAGAUUAUUUGGAAAGCGUGUAUGCAGCAAUAAAAUACUUUUUUACCGAAGUUGGUGAUCAAUCAAUGAAAAAUUUAUAUUCUCAAAUAGGCAAUGAAGCAGAGACACUUCUGUAUCUAAUGGAAAACUUACGAAUGCUUUACAGUGGGGAACUUGUUCUUUCUGAAAACGCUGCCCCCAUUGCUAAAGAAUUUUACGAUGAGCAAAUGGGAUCUUUAUAUCAUUAUUAUGGUGACCCUAAAAACAAUAUCAAUGCUUCAAAGCCAUAUAUACACCCAUCAUCACGUCUACAUCAGUACAGCAAACGAUUAUCGCCUACUGUUGAACCUCUUGUCAUCAAAGACAUUACAACUGCUAAUUCAACUAUCCAGAAUACUUCAAAUGUUUCAAUUGCUUCUCCAAAUUAUAUUGCAGCAGACAUGCGUUUAUCUAAAGUAGUAGAUAAAUGUUCUCCCAACAAAAUUACAAAAUCAUUUCCUUUACAUAUUCCAGUAUCCAAACCAAGAAAUAAUAUACCAGCUAAAAUUGUAUCCAUACCAAGAAAUAAUAAACCAACUAAAAUUGUAUCCAAAUCAAGAAAUAUACCAGCUAAAAUUGUAUCCAAACCAAGAAAUAAUAUACCAGCUAAAAUUGUAUCCAUACCAAGAAAUAAUAAACCAACUAAAAUUGUAUCCAAAUCAAGAAAUAUACCAGCUAAAAUUGUAUCCAAACCAAGAAAUAUACCAGCUAAAAUUGUAUCCAUACCAAGAAAUAAUAUACCAGCUAAAAUUGUAUCCAUACCAAGAAAUAAUAUACCAGCUAAAAUUGUAUCCAUACCAAGAAAUAAUAUACCAGCUAAAAUUAUAUCCAUACCAAGAAAUAAUAUACCAGCUAAAAUUGUAUCCAUACCAAGCAAUAAUAUUAUAUCCAUACCAAGCAAUAAUAUUGUAUCCAUACCAAGCAAUAAUAUUGUAUCCAUACCAAGCAAUAAUAUUGUAUCCAUACCAAGCAAUAAUAUUAUAUCCAUACCAAGCAAUAUUGUAUCCAUAUCAAGCAAUAAUGUUAUAUCUAUACCAAGCAAUAAUAUUGUAUCCAUACCAAGCAAUAAUAUUGAAUCCAUACCAAGCAAUAAUAUUAUAUCUAAAUCAAGAUCUAAUAACCUACCACCUUAUAUUGUAUCCAUACCAAGCAAUAAUAUUGUAUCCAUACCAAGCAAUAAUAUUAUAUCCAUACCAAGCAAUAAUAUUGUAUCCAUACCAAGCAAUAAUAUUAUAUCAGCUAAUAUAUCUAAAUCAAGAGAUAAUAACCCACCACCUUAUAUUGUAUCCAUACCAAGCAAUAAUAUUAUAUCAGCUAAUAUUGUAUCUAAGUCAAGGGAUAACAUUAUUGCAGCAACUAAUAUUGUUUCUAAGUUUUCAACAACCCCUACAACAUACACAAAGCCAUUAUCAAACAAUGUUUACUCAUGUAUACCAAAUAGUAAACCAACAUUAACACCAUCAUUUAACCAUCAAAGUGAAAUUAAAGUUCAAUUACCAUUUGCUAUUAAGGUAGCAAAACCCGAUAACACUAACGUUUGUUAUCAGCCCCGAUUCAUUCGGCCCCAAUUUCUUCGGCCGCCGCCACCGGCUAUUCCGCUGCCAACUGCAGUGAGAUCAUCACCCAUGCAAGUAAAUCUUCCAGUUCUCAAGCAAAAAAAACCAAGAUAAUGUAUAUUAUUAUAAAAAAUGAAUAAUACAUUUCAAAUGGUAUAGUUAAAUUUUAUUUUGAACUACAAUUAUUUUUCUUGUAAAUCAAUAAAUUAUGAAUUAAAUCACAACAUGCAUUUUUAAUUAUUAUGUAAGGUGAAUAAAUAAAUUAAAUUUAAACAUUGAAAAUA
This is a messenger RNA of Rhopalosiphum padi (bird cherry-oat aphid), 6027 nucleotides long. RefSeq lists its product as uncharacterized. Lineage: Eukaryota; Metazoa; Arthropoda; Insecta; Hemiptera; Aphididae. The record is from RefSeq and is a predicted model, not a curated record. The transcript is spliced from 9 exons. The coding region runs from base 395 to 5857 and encodes 1820 amino acids.